Naegleria lovaniensis is the source of this 4026-nucleotide messenger RNA. RefSeq lists its product as uncharacterized. NCBI's taxonomy places the organism in Eukaryota, Heterolobosea, Eutetramitea, Acrasida, Naegleriidae. Gene Ontology annotation, molecular function: ubiquitin-protein transferase activity; protein binding; ATP binding. Gene Ontology annotation, biological process: protein phosphorylation. The record is from RefSeq and is a predicted model, not a curated record. Bases 1 to 4026 code for a protein of 1341 amino acids. The transcript is spliced from 3 exons.
AUGUCAAACAGGCAACAAAGGAGUGAAAUGAUUGAUCGUGCUUUUAAAGCCAUCAAAGAUGGUGAUUUGAAUAAAUUGCGAGGAAUGGAUUUGCAUCCGAUUAUUAAUGAAAAGAAAAAUGGUUGUACUAUGUUAUGCGAUGCAUGUUAUUAUGGACAUUUUGAAAUUGUGAAAUUGUUGUUGAAUGUGGAUGGAAUUGAUGUCAAUUUGAAGGAUGGUGGUGUAAGUAUUAUUGAACUUAUUUUCAAAAUUCAUUCAUUUCAAAAGACUCCAUUAUUCAUUGCAUGUGAGAAAGGAGAUUUGGAAAUUGUGAAAUUGUUGUUGAGUGUGGAUGGAAUUGAUGUCAAUUUGAAGGAUGGUGGUGUAAGUAUUAUUGAACUUAUUUUCAAAAUUCAUUCAUUUCAAAAGACUCCAUUAUACAUUGCAUGUAAGAAUGGAUAUUUGGAAAUUAUGAAACUUCUUCUUGCCCACAAUGAUAUUCAAAUUGAUGAAGAUACUCAACAAGUUGCACAAAGCAACAACAUUAAUUUACAACAACUCCAAACACAAGCUCGUCAAACCGUCUCCAAUUCAAACCAUUCUUCCACAACUAUGAUCAGCAAUAACAACAAUACCAUGAGAUCACCAUCCUUAUCAUUUCUUCAGAUGUUCCAAACAAGCAAUGAAAUUCGUUCCAACAAUCCUUCCACUUCAAGUGCACCCAGAACAAGUGACAAUCUUGAUGAAUGGAAAGAAAGAAACAAGAAACUCGAAGAACAAGUGAAAUCUCUUGAAAUGAAACUCUCAAAGAUGCAAUCCGAACAUACACAACAGAGAGACCAAUGGAACCACAUGAUUUCUGAACACGAGCAAACCAUCAACACCUUGCUUAAACAAAUUUCUCAAAAUGAGACAGAUUUGAAAAGAGUUGUUGACGAGAAACAACAGCAAAUGAAGACAUUUGAAGUUGAAAUGAAAAAAUUGCAAAGUAAUCUCAAUCAAGUCGUUCAUGAGAAGAAUCAAUUGCAGCAACAGCAACAAGGAUCAGAUAUUGAUUCUUUUAUUCAACGUCUCAUGAAUGAAAUUAAGAAUGAUUCAAUUUCAAACAGUCACAUUCCUGAAGAUAUUCAAGUCAAAAGAAGCAUUGAAAAAAUUGAACAAAAGUUGAACGAAUGUGAACAAUCCUUGUCUAGAUUGGUUCUCAAUGAUCAGCAGUGUUUGGUCAUUUCUCAGUCUGAACCUACAGUUGACUAUAAUUCUGUGAAUGAACUUGUUCAAAAGAGAAACAAUCUCAGAGAUGAAUUGUCCAAAGAAUAUGAGAAGUAUAAUCGUGUGUUAAACAAGAUGACCAUUCUAGCAACGAAAAAGAAAUUAAUCGCGGCAUAUAAUGCAUCCAAGAAUGAAACGACAGACGAGGACAAGAUGUUGAGUUUAUCCAUGAGACAGUUGUCAUAUAAAUCUAUAUAUUUACAAAACCUAAUUAAGGAGAAGAAAGAAAUCGAAAAUCUCUAUCAACAGCUUAAAGAAUUAAAACUUACCAUUGGAAAGAGUGAAUCAGAAAUAGCAAAGAUUACUUUGGAUUUGCAAUAUAGUGAUGAUUUAACUGAACAUCAAUGGUCACAUCUCGAAGAAAAACAAGACAAAUUAAGAUCCAACCUCAAUACUCUCAACGACAAGUUUUCAGAGCUCAAAACUCUAUUAAUGAGCCACGUUCAGCAACAUCCUGAAGUAAUUGUGGAGCUUGACAAGAUAUUAAGCGCUUCUCAAAGAAAAUUCAAUGUCCAAAGAGCAGCUACUCCAUCUCAAAAAUUCCAAAAAUGGGCAUCUUCAAAGAAUAUCCUUCUCCAUGGAGCGUCUUUUAAACAUUACCACCAAAUCGAGUCAUUACAUAAUGGUCUCUCUAAUGCAUACUUGAUGAAGAAGGACAAUCAACAUGUGGUUCUUAAGGAAAUUGCAUUUGGUGAAUCGACUUAUCAUUUAAUCAUUAAUGAACUUACAAAUAUCAUUAGACUUGGAAAAUGUGAUCGAAUUGUGAAGGUGAAUGGUGUGUUUGUAGAACCUGGAAUGCCUCAUGUUUACAUUGAAAUGCCUUAUUACCCGAAUGGAAAUUUGAGAAAUUAUAUCAUGACUCUGAAAAGUCAUCAACCACAUGAACGUAGAGAAACAAUGAGAAGACUCAUGAGAAGUAUUGUUGAAACCAUUUAUUACAUGCACUCGAAAGAUAUUAUUCAUCGUGAUUUGAAAAGUGACAACAUUUUGGUUGACAAGAAUGGAAAUGCUGUCAUUGCUGAUUUUGGUAGUAGCAAGAAACUUCAUGCUCUCCUCACCAACAAAUCUAUUGGAAUUGGUACUGAGAAUUAUAUGGCUCCUGAAGUUCGUCAUUCAGCUCCAAAUGAAAAAUCUGACAUUUGGUCAUUGGGUGUGACCAUGUUAGAAUGUUGGUAUUAUUUAGAAAACAAAAAGCAAAGAUAUGAUCCUCGUGACUCCAUUAUUCAAUACAGUGGUGAAAAUAAGGUUCAUUUACCAACUCCUGAGGAAGAUGAUGAACAUGGAAAGUUAUUGAUGGAAAUGUUGAAUCUAAUUUUCAAUUAUGAAGAACCUCAUCAAAGACCUUCUGCCAUGGAAUUGUUGAAAGAAAAUUAUUUCACAAAAGGAUUGACUGAAAUGUUGGAACAUCAAGGAAUUCAACUCAGCACUCCAGAAUCUCGAAUUCAACAAUGGAUUCACACAUUGAAUGAAUUGAGAAAGAUUAUGAAAAAUCAGGUUGGAAAAAAUUUGACUCGAUUGACCAUUAAUCGAACUCGAUUGUUGGAGCAAAUCUCUUCCAACCUCUAUUCUAUAUUUUUCAAUUCACAACACAAUCCUACAACAUUUGACCAAUAUUUGAAACUCUACACUUCGUUUCAAGUUAAAUAUGAAAAUGAUGAAACGGGAAUGGAAAGUGGAAUUGAUCAAGGCGCCUUAACCAAUGAAUUAUUUACAAAAUAUUUCCCUGAAUGUUUGAAGAAUGAAAAGUUAUUUACACGUUCAGAAACACAGAGUGUUGAGAAUUACAUCUUGUCUUCAAGUGAAGAGAAUAUUUCUGAAGAAGAAGAACAAAUGUUGGUUGUUUUCGGAUUUUUAUUGAAGAAGGUCUUGUUGGAAUGUGAUGAAAGAUCCUUGUAUUUACCAAUCAAUGAUUUCAUUCUCAAAUAUUUGAUUUAUGAUGCGAGUAUUUCCAAUGAUGUGACUAUUGAUGAAUCGAAUAGAGAUAGAGAAUUGUUGAUUGUCACUUGUCAACUCAAGAAACCAUUGAAAGAUCAAAUCUCUUAUUGGAAACAUUUUGUUUCUCAAUAUGAUUCUCAAUGUUGUGAAAACAUUUUAGAAAUGAAAAGAUAUACUUCCAAUGAGGACUUGCAAUUCAUUGAAGAAUCAUUCAGCAAUGACUUGUUUUACUCUCCAAAUUCUCAAAGUAUUGACAAGAAAGAAAUGGCAGUGAAUAUGGAACAUGUUGAUGAAUAUAUUAUUCAUUCGUUGAGAAAGACUCUCUUCUCACCCAUUCAAAGAAGAAAAUUGAAACUAAUUUCAAAAGGAUUUCAAUGGUAUUCGAUUCAACAGUUGAGGAAUGUGGUUUCAAAUUCUUCACAACAACAAGUCAAAUCUUUACUCACUCAAAAUAAGGAUUGGUUCAUGGAAAGCAAAUUGACAGUGAUGGAAUUGAAAUUAUUAUUGAAUGGUCAAUCUUAUAUCGAUGCUUCCAUGUUAUUGAAUGAAAUGGACUUCUCACAACUCUCUCCACAAAUUGAAGAAAACUUCAGAAAAGUUAUUCAAACUCUCAAUGUGACUCAAUUAAGACAAUUAUUGAUUUGGAUGACUUCAUUGUCAAGUAUUCCAUUGAUGGGACUUCCAAAGAAGAUUGUAUUGAAAGAAUCUAACAAGUUUGCUUCUCAUGCUUGUAUCACUGUGUUGCAUUUUGAAGUGUUGAAUGAGAAAGAUUAUGAAGAGUUUAGUUCUCAAUUUUUGAACAUGUUGAAAUGGUCUGAAGAUGCCACUCAAGAAGAUAGAUAA